AUGUCCGUCAAGCAGAUUUAUUACUCCGAAAAAUACUAUGACGACGUCUUUGAGUACAGGUAAAACCUUUGAAAAGUUCAAAUAUGUCUUUUAGUGUGGCUUGCUAUCUUGCCCAAGCACGCAGCCAUUUAAGUUCGCGUCUUGAAAAGUCAGCAGCGAACGAACAUAAAAAAAACCCUGCUGUAACUUUUAAUAAAAACAUUAACGCUAGCAAGUUUCUCAAGCUCUGUAAAAAAAGAAACUCUGAAGGCAAAAUUUUCUCUUCGCAAGAAAGUAGGCCGAAAGUGUUUAUUUUGAUCUAAGCCGUCUGGCAUGGCGGAACAUCUGGCGGAACGCCACACUCUUGCAAGUCGUCUUAUCCUUCGUUUUCUUUUCAAGGCAUGUUUUGCUGCCAAGAGAAAUAGCAAAGCUUGUACCUAAAAAGCAUUUAAUGUCGGAGGCCGAAUGGCGAAGCCUUGGUGUUCAACAGUCUCAAGGAUGGGAAAAUUACAUGAAACAUGAGCCAGGUAUGUGCCACUUUGUGCUCAAUUCUUUGUUCAUACUCUUAUGCAUUCAUCUCACUCAAAACGCCAGUUUCAGCUAUGAUACUAGUAAGCAAACGUAAAAUGAAAUUAUAAUAAUACCCUUAACACUACCCCCGGGGUUUCUUCGCUCUAAAAAUCUCGUAACUUUCAGCGCGUAAACUUUCUGGGUUGGUACUGCCUGGGGUACUAAAAUCAAAAAUGACAAGAGAGCCUGAUAGUACUUUUGUGGGACAUUUUAUGGUACUCAGCUUUAAAAAUGAAAUAAGGGAACAAUUUUCAUUCUUAGUCACUGAAUACUAUUGGUACCUCUUAGUUUGAUGGACAUUUUUUCAUAGCAGAUUUAAGGAGGUGAGCAGGGGAACUGUACUGGGCCGCAGUUUGUCUGGGAGUUUUGCUUUACUUUAUGAAAAAGGUUGUAAUAAAAAUUAAUAUAAAUUUAGAGAAUUAAAUUCUGGACAUAAAUACACCUAGAGAUCUGCCAUUUGUAUAAGUCUGAAGGACUACUCCGGCUAUAACAUUUAAUGUUAUGGGCCACAGCAAUCCUUCACCGAAGAUAACAGACAAGUCUUUGAGUAAAAUUUCUCUUAAUCAUGAGAAUGGUAAUUUUAUAUAUUGCAAUAUCAUUAUUUCAGAGCCCCACAUUUUGCUGUUCAGACGAGAAAGAACUGACAUGGCAACCAAUAGAAAAUGA
Molecule: messenger RNA, 1215 nt
Organism: Porites evermanni
Lineage: Eukaryota; Metazoa; Cnidaria; Anthozoa; Scleractinia; Poritidae
Source: the annotation of a GenBank genome assembly